AUGUCUCAUCUAAAUCACCUUAACCUGCGUCUACAAGGCAAGAACCACACUGUUGCUGACAUGUAUGAGGCGAUUGAAGCUUUCCGGUCAAAGCUGCACCUCCUGGAGAGAGACAUUCAUGGGAGAAAGUUGCACUUUCCACGUCUGCGUGAGCAUUGUGAGAAGAAUAAAAUGCAGGAAGAUCCAGCAAUGAAGGAUUUUGUGUCCAGGCUGGCAGAAAACUUCAAGGAAAGAUUUGAAAGCUCCCCUAAACUCUCAGCUGACAUCCUUCUCUUCGUAAGACAGCCGUUUUCUGUGUCAGCUGACGGCCAGUGGACUGCAGAGGCCAAAAAGCUGGUGCCUUCCAUAGAUGAGGCUGCUCUUCAGAUGGAGAGGGGAACAUCUGAUUUGCUCAAAGCUCAACACAAGGAUGCACUGGUGAGUGACUUUUGGAUCAACGUGGUUCCUCAAGCUCGUUUUAAAAACACCAGAGAUAUUGCAAUGCUCCAAUGUGUUUGCUGGACUUUUUGUUUGCUGACUGUUUGCACUGAAUAUGCUCCAGGGGCAUUUCAUAAUUAAAUAGUUGGUUUUGGACAAAUUUAGUAUUUUUCAUUUUUCUCUUAUCUGACUCCUAACACCACUACUAAUAAUUAUAAAAUCACAAUAGAAGUGAAAACUGAUAAAACAUAAAACUGUCAUGUUGGCCCUUGGCUUGGCAUGCCUGACCAAAUGUGGCCCUUUUGGAAAUCUAAUUGGGGAACCCUGGUGUAGGGUUUGAGCAUAGCCUGAAGGUUGAGGGGCAGUUCCCCUUGCUGCUCCAUAGGCAAGCACCAGUGUCUUAAGCCGACGCGAGCUUUCAUUGUAAGUAACAUAAUUUGGGUGAACUAUCCUUGUAAUCACCCUGUUAACACGAGGCAACAAUAUGACAGAGGAGUGUGUAUAAUAAACGUAGAAGUUCAGUGGCUGCGAAAGUAUUCACCCCCUAGGCAUUUUCCCUAUUUUGUUGCCUUAUAACCUUGAAUUAAAAUUGAUUUUUGGGGGGUUUGUAUCAUUUGAUUUACACAACAUGCCUACCACUUUGAAGAUGCAAAAUAUUUUUUCUUGUGAAACAAACAAGAAAUAAGACAAAAAAACUAAACUUGAGUGUGCAUAACUAUUCACCCCCCCAAAGUCAAUAAUUUGUAGAGCCACCUUUUGCAGCAAUUACAGCUGCAAGUCUCUUGGGGUAUGUAUGUAUAAGCUUGGCACAUCUAGUCACUGGGAUUUUUGCCCAUUCUUCAAGGCAAAACUGCUCAAGCUCCUUCAAGUUGGAUGGGUUCUGCUGGUGUACAGCAAUUCUUAAGUCAUACCACAGAUUCUCAAUUGGAUUGAGGUCUGGGCUUUGACUAGGCCAUUCCAAGACAUUUAAAUGUUUCCCCUUAAACAACUCAAGUGUUGCUUUAGCAGUAUGCUUAGGGUCAUUGUCCUGCUGGAAGGUGAACCUCCAUCCCAGUCUCAAAUCUCUGGAGGACUGAAACAGGUUUCCCUCGAGAAUUUCCCUGUAUUUAGCGCUUUCCAUCAUUCCUUCAAUUCUGAACAGUUUCCCAGUCCCUGCCGAAGAAAAACAUCCCCACAGCAUGAUGCUGCCACCACCAUGCUUCACUGUGGGGAUGGUGUUCUCGGGGUGAUGAGAGGUGUUGGGUUUGCGCCAGAUAUCGCGUUUUCCUUGAUGGCCAAAAAGCUCAAUUUUAGUCUCAUCUGACCAGAGUACCUUCUUCCAUAUGUUUGGGGAGUCUCCCACAUGCCUUUUGGCGAACACCAAACGUGUUUGCUUAUUUUUUUCUUUAAGCAAUGGCUUUUUUCUGGCCACUCUUCCGUAAAGCCCAGCUCUAUGGAGUGUACGGCUUAAAGUGGUCCUAUGGACAGAUACUCCAAUCUCCGCUGUGGAGCUUUGCAGCUCCUUCAGGGUUAUCUUUGGUCUCUUUGUUGCAUAUUUGAUUAAUGCCAUCCUUGCCUGGUCUGUGAGUUUUGGUUGGCGGCCCUCUCUUGGCAGGUUUGUUGUGGUGCCAUAUUAUUUCAAUUUUUUUAAUAAUGGAUUUAAUGGUGCUCUGUGGGAUGUUCAAUGUUUCUGAUAUUUUUUUAUAACCCAACCCUGAUCUGUACUUCUCCACAACUUUGUCCCUGACCUGUUUGGAGAGCUCUUUGGUCUUCAUGGUGCCGCUUGCUUGGUGGUGCCCCUUGCUUAGUGGUGUUGCAGACUCUGGGGCCUUUCAGAACAGGUGUAUAUAUACUGAGAUCAUGUGAUAGAUCAUGUGACACUUAGAUUGCACAGGUGGACUUUAUUUAACUAAUUAUGUGACUUCUGAAGGUAAUUUGUUGCACCAGAUCUUAUUUAGGGGCUUCAUAGGAAAGGGGGUGAAUACAUAUGCACAUACCACUUUUCCGUUAUUUAUUUGGUAUACUUUUUUGAAACAAGUUAUUUUUUUCAUUUCACUUCACCAAUUUGGACUAUUUUGUGUAUGUCCAUUACAUGAAAUCCAAAUAAAAAUCAAUUUAAAUUACAGGUUGCAACAAAAUAGGAAAAAUGCCAAGGGUGAUGAAUACUUUUGCAAUGCACUGUAUUCCCAUUAAGAUGCAUUGAGGCCUUGGUAUAUAGAGGGGUGUGUGAAUUGAAGACUUCGUGAGCAGCACAGUGGUGUGAGUGUGACUGAGCGUGAAUCUGCUCUCUAAAUAGUCAGGCUGUCUGACAGAGAAACACACAUCACAACACUAGGUCAAUCCCACUUAAUCCCACUACUCUAAACCCCCUAAUCAGUCCAUAUGCUGCCUACACACACACACACACACACACACACACACACAUGCAUACACGCACAAAAACACACACACUCAUUAUCUCAGCACAGUUCUUUAGCCCCUAAUCCGAAAAGCGAGCCUUUUCAUUAGCAGACCACCAACUACUAGAGGAAUCCCACCCAAGCCACCAAUGCUAACUGGGAAUGCUACAGCUAACGCUAGCCUACCUUUCACUCUUACAGCAACGACAGUCAGGGCCCAAUCCUUUCUCAACUAUUGUUGUGCCUGGGACUUGCAAGCUAUGAUUGUUCCUCCUUGUAUUGAUAUCAAUGGAAUGUUCCAUGCAGGGGCGCAAGUUUGUUUUUAGAAGUUGGGGGAACAUCAUUAUUAUAAUUUGAAAAAAAUUAUCCAGUCGGAUAAACACUUCAAACAGCCUACCCGACCGCUCGGAGGCGUCCGCAUGGUCAAAUCUUUGCCUCAUUUUUUAAAAUCACAUUCUAAUGAUAAAACCGGGGGGGACGAAAAUGCAAUUUCAGAAUGUGGGGGGUACAUGUCCCCCCCGUCCCCAGUGAAAGUUGCACCCCUGGUUCCAUGCAUAAAUAUCAUGUUUGGGUCCCUUAGAUAGCUCAGCUCUGUAAUGUUACAUUGGCUAUGCCCUAAGAAAGCUGGGAGGUCUUCAUCUGUGUUAUCUUCACACCACUACAAACAGUGCAGUCAGAGCUAUUGACUCCAGUCAUGGAGCAAGGUGUGGGGAAAGCGCAAGAUGAAAGUAUACCAGGGUUCCACAACUGGCGGCCCAGGAGUGGCUAUAUUUGGCACCCCCCAAGUUUUCUGAGCAAAAAAGUAUAAAUAUAUAGAUCUUUUUUUGAAUUUUCAUUGUUGGACAUCAAAGACUGUAAAAACACCAGGAAAGUGACUUUAAUUUUGGAAAUCUGUUGCCAACUAUUACCACACAUAAUAGAGAGACACAUGAUCGUAUACAAAUGUAAGCAAGGUUUGAAAUGAUUAUGUUUUAGUGAAAUAUUAUAUCUGUUUGGACAUCUUGCGGUCAAUUUGCAGUCAGCUAAUUAUUUUUGAAUUAUGUUCCGGCCCCCCGACCAUCCGCUCAAGAACAAAAUCGGCCCGCGGCUGAAUCUAGUUGAUGAUCCCUGGACUAAACACACAAACACACACGCAUGCACACACACACACACACACAGUGACACACACACACACAUAUAUGCCUAAUGCUAGUUUCUGGGCCAGUUAAUACACUGAUCCAGUUUAUGAGGAAAGGAAGAGACGGAAGACAAAACAGCGUAAUGACCAGAGCAAGACAAGUCAUCAUCACAGAGGGGUUUUAAAAGGAGAGGAAGAGAGGAGAGGGAAGGAAGGAGUUAAAGUAGAGGUGCACUGAUGGCACUUUGGGGUCUUAAGAAGCCCCCAACUCCCCCUCCCCUAACCACCUGACAGGGAUGUGGCAGUUUCUUUCAUCCUACCCCCCCCCCCCCCCAUCCAUCUCCUCCCUCUCUCCCCCCUCUUUAUUGUCCCAGUGGAGAGCAGCAGCAGCACCCCCCCCCCCCUGUCCCCGUCUCACACACACACUUCAGUCUUGUAUUUAGGAGCCUCUACACCCCCCCACGUCAAACAGUGCUUAAAAAUAUGCUUUUCCACUGAUCUCAACCUCACAUCAAACAUCCCAGAGUAGAGGUGCAGUCUAUCAGAAGUAGCGACUGAAUACUGACUGACGGCAUAACACCCUCCAUAUGGUAGAUUUGAAAAUCACAGUUAGUUAAAACAUGGAUAGCACUCUUAAUGCUUUGCUACCAUUACAUUCAUAAGAAAGUCAAAAGGAUGUUCUGUUGUUCGUCCUCGGUGCCACAUCAACCGAAAGGUAUUAGUAUUGAAACGUAUUAUUAUGGUAACACAUUUAAAUAUCACACCAUUAGCAUUUUAAACCCCAACUAAGAGGCUGCUAGCAAAAAAGACAUGAAGAGGAAAUAUGUGUAUUUUGCCUGUUUCUUGACCGUAGCCUAUGACCACAGUGUUUUGGCUAGAUGACUAGUAGUGUGCCCACAGAGUUUUCAAACACUGAGGCGCAGCAUCGUGAUACUUCCAUGAAUGCGUCGCGAAGCAGACUUGACAUACCAGACCGGGAUUUGGGGUUUGGCAAGUCAAUGGGAGAAGUGAAAAAUGUGUCCUUAGUUGUUCAUUUUCUCAAAUUCUAAAGGCAAACCUAGAUUCAAGCCAAUGUGUUAAGUAGCUGAACCUGUCAUUACUACAUCCUCGUAAAAGUGACAAACUGACACGUUUUCCUUUUUGUCGAAAACAACUUUAUAUCGAAGGAGUGCCUUUCAAUUGACGACCUGCACAUGCGCAGUUUGUCACGAAACGACCAUUAGACCCGAUGGCGUGUUUCUGCUAGCUAAUGUUGCCAUGACAUCGCCUACAAGAGUGAUCGGGGAUUUCAAUUGGAGAAGCAGUUUCUGCAUAUCUUCAUACUGUACUGCCUUUGCUAUGACCGGCUGUGUUUUAUACUAGAGCUGCUUUCUUGGUCAGGGCCCGUAUCCAGAUAGUGUCUUGGAAUAGGAGUGGUGAUCUAGGAUCAGUUUUUCCUUUUAGAUCAUAAUGAAUACAAUUAUAUGGACAGAUCCUAGAUCAGAUCAGCCCUCCUACUCUGAGCUGCUUAGUGGAUAUGGACCCAAGUGUCCCUUGGAAAAGAGGUAUCCAAUGCCCUCAAUGGGAUAUCCUGGUUUAAAUAAAGGCUAAGAAUGCAGCAUAUAGAUGAGAGUAGACUGGGCCAGUGUGGGAUCUCUGAACUGUGAGUGUUCUCACAUUAACAACCACAGAGACCAGGCACUUUCAUUGGCCCUCUAAAGAGCAGAGGGGAGGAGGAGAAGAGCAUUAGAGGCUUUUAGCCCUGAGGUGUGUGUGUGUGUGUGUGUGUGUGGGGGGGGGGGGGGGGGGGGGGGGGGCUUCUUCUAUCCUUGUGGGGACCUAAAAUCCCCAAAAGUCACCACAAGGAUAGAAGAACAAGGAAAAUUCUCCCUCGUGGGACAUUUCCCACAUCCCCAUGAGGACAAAUGCUAUUUUAAACUUAGGUUUAGAAUUAUGGUUAGGGUUAGAAUUAGGGUUAGGGUAAGGGUAAGGGGUUAGGAGUUAGGUUUAGGGUUAGGUUUAAGGUUAGAGGUUUGGAUUUUGAAUGGAAAUUAAUUUUAGGUCCCCACAAGAAUAGAAGAACAUGUGUGUUUGUGUUUCUUUAGACACCCAGUAAACCAGAGCUAGCAGACUGGUGGUGUGGGAGGGAGAAGGUCAGAAGAGCAAACACAAACAUUAUCCAUCUACAGGGGGAGAGCAGGGCCUAAAUUACACACACACACAUUCACACACACACACACAAAGACCUCCCACAAGGCUCAUCUCAUGACAAGGGGUCAAAGGGUGAGUCCAGAUAACAAUGUUUGGGCAGGGCUUUGAUGGGACCCCAAAACCCCUCCACACACACAUGCGUAUGCAUGCACGUACGCACACACCAGUCCCUCUGCUGUCCUGUCGGCUCAGUGGACACAAAAGGCCUCUUCCAGGGGUCAGGGGUAAAAGGUCAAGGGUCAGGAAGAUAGCCAGGGGUUGUUCUCUCAGGACUGGCCCACAUACCACCAACCCAUUCUCCUCAGGCCUCUAACCUCUAACCCCUGCACGCUCGCUCACACUCACACACUCACACACACACACAGUCCUAACCUCUCACCACUGCACUCUCACUAAAGGACCACAUUACAGGCACAGCCAGAUGCAUUCAGAGCUGCUCCCUCUCAAAAAAGCCUGAACUAGAAGAUGUUUGUUCUUUGAGAGUGUGUGUGUUUCUUUGUGUGUGUGUAUUGGUACGUGUGUGUGUAUGUGUGUGUGUGUUUCUUUGUGUAUGUGUGUGUGUGUUUCUUUGUGUGUGUGCAUGUGUUUCUUUGUGUGUUUGUGUGUGUGUGCACGCGCGUGUGUUUUCUUUGGUUGAGAGAGAGGUGUCAGCAGUGUGAAUGGUGAAUGUGGCAGCAGACAGUUCUUUGAAAUGGAGCUGAAUGAUCUGAAGCCAACCCCUCAGUGAGAUGGGAUUGGGAGUCCAGUUUAGCAGAUGCUACAACUUUACUGAUCAAUGACUGUAAAUAAACACUGUCUUUCACCGUCUCCCCAAUAGCUACUUGGAUCAAUGUGCCCAACCAGGGACACAAGCUGCCCAGGGGGGAUAUGGAUAUGUAAUAGGGAAUAUAAGACAAGGAAUAUGGGAUAGAGAGCUGGAACACUAGAUUCUGUUCCCGGGAAAAACUCUGAGGCAACUCUCUCUGAGCUACCUGUUGCGUUUUUAUAUCUUGAAAAAAGAUCAAACAGUAAUGAUACUUACUAUGUAAUUACCAUGUAAUGGAAUCUUUGCUACAGCUCAUUAGUCCUAGACCGGUACAUUGCUUCCUUGCUCUCUCUGUCUGUCUGUCUGUCUGUCUGUCUGUCUGUCUGUCUGUCUGUCUGUCUGUCUGUCUGUCUGUCUGUCUGUCUGUCUGUCUGUCUGUCUGUCUGUCUGUCUGUCUGUCUGUCUGUCUGUCUGUCUGUCUGUCUGUCUGUCUGUCUGUCUGUAUGUCUGUCUGUCUGUCUGUCUCUAUCUCUCUCUCUCUCUCUCUGUCUCUCCUUUCUUACUCUCUUUUCACUGCCUCUUCUCUCCCCGUCCUCUACCUUCCCUUUCCUACCAUCUUGCCCCCUCCCUCCUCUUUCCUACUCUCUCUCGCUCCCUUCCCCCGAUCAGUGUUUGUAAUCUCACUCUAGUGUAAAUAGGACUAGUUGCGCCUCAGUAUCACACAUAUAGUAGGCCUGCAAAAUACAUAAUAACUCCUGGACUAUUACAAUUCUACCACUAUCUCACAAUAGCUCUGUCUCAACUACACUCUUAAAAUUAGUGGUGACUCAAGGAACCCUGGAGUUCCUCAAGGUUCAUAUUUGCACCUUCAGUUAGUUGAGGGGUUCAUGGAGGAACCUUUAAUGGUUCAAUGUAGCAACAGGUUCCUGGAGGAACCCUGGAGUGGAGGCGUGGCUUUGUAGGGGUGUAGUUUUAAGAUUGAUUUUGUUUUCGCCACCCGUUAGAGUAAAUGUCAUUCCUGUUCAUAUGUUCUGUUGUAUUGUCAUUACAUGUUAAGGUUGAACACGGACAGUUUUGUAGCUUCAGUGAGGCUAACAGAGGUGUAUGAGUUCCUCAAGAGCCUAUGUAAAUCCCAAAGUUGGAAUAGUUACCGCUUUAGGUCACACUUUAUUUGGAUAGUCUGGAUUGUCCAUCUGUAGAUGCUCUACCGAUGGUCAUACUAUCAACAAACUAUCUGUUGAUAAGCAACUGUUUGCUAAGGUUAGGGUUAGGUUUAGAAUAAGGGUUAGGGUUAGGGUAAAGGUAAGGGUUAAGUUUAGGGUUAGGAUAAGGGUUAGAGCUAGGGUUAGUAGAUAAUUGAAAUGUUACUGAUAGUCUGUAGAGCAUCUACAGAUGGACUAUCCAAAUAAAGUGUUCCCACUUCAUUACUAUAUGUCAUCAGAAAUGUUAAUAUUAUUAAUAUUAUAUUAGACUAUGUACAAUGCUAUAAAUAUUCAAGGACAUUUUUUAUUUGCAGUGUACAAACUUAACAUGAACCGGAAUGACAUUUACACUAACGGUGUCCAAAAAUGACUAUCUGAAAGCCAUGCCUCCAAUAAGAUACGGCUCCAAUCUGAUAGGCUAUGCAAUAUCUUAUUAAAAAGGUUAAAAAUGUAACUCCUCCCAUCACAAAAAGGUUCCGGUUUGAACCUUUACACAGGGGUUCCCCGAAGACCCUUUUCAGAGGGGUUCCUCAAGGAACAAUUUUUAACUAGAAAUGUUCCGCUGGUGUGGCAACCUGAAAGGUUCUUCCAGGCACCUUUACUUCUAAGAGUGUAGGCUGUCUGCGACACAGCCCAGAGUAAAGUGAGGUUUAAAAAAUCCUUGUGAUCCACCAAAUAGACAAAACCAUCUAACACAACCCUGUCUUUACCAGGAUACGAGAGGGUAGCCAUAACCCACCAGAACAGUAUGUCCACUCCAGGAUCUCCAUUUUGGAAUGACCGAUAAAUACCAACAACAAACACAAGAACAAACACUGAUGAUGCGCUGAUCUAUCUUCUAGCACAGAAAUAUGACUUGUUAAGCCUCUCAAGAAUGAUUCAAGCAUCCUACUUUCUUUGGCACCUAAUAUUCUCCUGUAACUGGAUGGUUCCCUUCCUAGCAUGAUGAAAACAGACCUCAUCUCCCUGUUACUGUAGUGAUUCUAUUUUUGGAAGCAACAGCUCUGUCCAUAGCAGUAUGAUAGAGAUACAAGACUCUGGCCUUGAGAAUAGUCUAGGAGAUAAACAAGAAGCUUGUGUUGUCUACACCCCCCCCCAUCAGAGAUGCAUUUCACUCAUUUCUGCUUACUACUUAACUUAGAAUACUUACUAAAUCUUAGUUACUAUUCAAAUAAGGGAUCUACAUGUAAGGCACAGAUAUUCAACUGCUGAUAAUUGUGGUGACUGACAAUUGUAGCCUACAAUUCUAAAAACAGCUCUGAGUUUUAAACAUGACAAAAACAAAAUCUGUGCUUCAAAGAAGAUAUGUCGCCUAUAGGAGUGUCAAUAUAGGCUAUACUUCUGUAAAUCUCUCAAAUUAUAAUAUCUAUUGAAAAUGUUGUGUAUGCUAGUAGUGCGUCUUGUUAUAAUUCCUACAUAUAAUUGAAAUGGACUGGUAAAUGCAAUAGCAGUCCCGUCAGAUCUCACCAAUUGUUUACUUGGCGGAUCUUCAGAGCGAAAGUCGUGUUAUAUUGUCCCAAUACUUGUUGUUACAACAAUGUAACAACAGCACCACAAUACGCUAUUUCUGCAGAUCAGACAACGACCACGCAACAAGCUGUGUCCGAAAGGUCCCACUCCGUCCAGAAUAUUGGCAGCAAAAAAAACGGGUGGCAUUUCUAACGCGAAUCGACGUGUUCAACAGACACACUAAUAAAAUAUCAAGUCAACUUACCUGUGAAUCAAACUGAUAAUGCGGGUAAAAAUACAAUAGCAACUUGUUGCGAUAGCAUUAAAUUAUUAGGUCCAUAUAUCCGCGAGUAGCCGUGCGCUCGGCGUUCAUCUGUUCAGCACGGCGGUCAUCUGGUCAGUAAACCAAGGCAAGAGAAAUCUGUCCAGCGAGAUAGGCUACGAGGGAAACUGAGUGACACGCGUGUCAUCCCCUGAUCCCCUGAAGGAAAUGUUCCUCCCCCUUUCACACUGACAGUGGUAUCUUCCAAGACAGGAGACCUUGGUAAUAUGGACUAAACCACUUUGAAUCGAGUAAGAUUUUUUGAAGGCAAGAUUUCAGUCUAAUACUUGCACAAAACAAUUCACGGAAAUAGUCUACUACGAACUCGACGCAUGCACCAUAUCCUAAUUUACAUUAUAAACUGGGUGGUUCGAGCCCUGAAUGCUGAUUGGCUGACAGCCAUGGUAUAUCAGACUGUAUACCACAGGGUAUGACAAAACAUUUAUUUGUACUGCUCUAAUUACAUUGGUAACCAGUUUAUAAUAGCAAUAAGACACCUCAGGGUUUGUGGUAUAUUGCCAAUAUACCACGGCUAAGGGCUGUGUCCAGGAACUCAGCGCUGCAUCGUGCAUAUGAACAGUCCUUAUCAAAUCAAAUCAAAUCAAAUGUUAUUGGUCACAUGCGCCGAAUACAACAGGUGCAGACAUUACAGUGAAAUGCUUACUUACAGCUCUUAACCAACAGUGCAUUUAUUUUAAACAAAAAAAAAAUAUAUAUAAAAAAUAAAACAACAAAUAAAAAUAAAACAACAACAAAAAAAAGUGUUGAGAAAAAAAAGAGCAGAAGUAAAAUAAAGUGACAGUAGGGAGGCUAUUUAUACAUUUACAUUUACAUUUAAGUCAUUUAGCAGACGCUCUUAUCCAGAGCGACUUACAGUUAGUGAAUACAAUAAUGUAUUUAUUUUAUUUUAUUUUAUUAUUUUUUAAAUACUGGCCCCCCGUGGGAAUCGAACCCACAACCCUGGCGUUGCAAACGCCAUGCUCUAUCAACUGAGCUACAUCCCUGCCGGCCAUUCCCUCCCCUACCCUGGACGACGCUGGGCCAAUUGUGCGCCGCCCAUGAGUCUCCCGGUCGCGGCCGGCUGCGACAGAGCCUGGAUUCGAACCAGGAUCUCUAGUGGCACAGUUUGCACUGCGAUGCAGUGCCUUUAUACAGGGGGGUACCGUUGCAGAGUCAAUGUGCGGGGGCACCGGCUAGUUGAGGUAGUUGAGGUAAUAUGUACAUGUGGGUAGAGUUAAAGUGACUAUGCAUAAAUACUUAACAGAGUAGCAGCAGCGUAAAAAAGGAUGGGGGUGGGGGGGCAGUGCAAAUAGUCCGGGUAGCCAUGAUUAGCUGUUCAGGAGUCUUAUGGCUUGGGGGUAGAAGCUGUGGUAUAGCUGUGGUAUAUUGGCCAUAUACCACACCCCCUCGGGCAUUAUUGCUUAAAUAUAUAUUCUACAUAUAUACCUAUGUUAUAUGUUAUGUGCUUGUUGACCAACCUAUAUUUUAUUUGUAGAUAUUCAAUAAGAAGCUAAUUAUAGGCUACAUUCUGGUAAAUUAUGAGGUAGGCUAACCUAUGCAAUAGCCUAGCCCAUGUUACCGCCAUAGUCAGAGGUGAAGGGUAGAUGCCAAAAAUAACAUAACCAUAAAAAUGCUUAGGCUACCUUGAUGAAAAAAAAAUAGUAUUCGAAGUCGUCCUCUCACUCCCCAGUUGGAAGUGAUAGUUGGUAUUUUCUCUAUGUGAUGCGCUGCCGCCAUCUCCUGGAUGUCCGUCAGAACUACAGCACCGCCUUAUACAGGUAGGCCCACAUAGGCUUUAAUAGCACAUGACAUGUGCGUUCUGCAAUCGAAUAUCACUGUUUCUAUUCAAAAAGGCCAAUUAAAUAAAACAGCAAGAUGAAAUGUUUUGAAUCUCGAUCAAACUGUGUUUGCGCUGUUUUUUCAACAUUUUCAUUUUAAACAGUCGAUGGUCCAAUGCAGCCAUUUCUAUCUCAAUAGAUAGAAAUGGGGGGCCAGUAUGAAAAAUACAAAAAUAAUGUAUGCACUCACUAACUGUAAGUCGCUCUGGAUAAGAGCUUCUGCUAAAUGACUAAAAUGUCAAAUGUAAAUGUAAUAUCAAAUCAUUUCUGGGCAACAAUUAAGUACCUUACUGUGAUUGUAAUAAAUUAAAAUGGUCAAAAAUAAACAAAAAUAGCUUCUUAGCUAAAUGCAAUUUCUCUAGCAAGAAUGUUGCUAAGACUCUCACGGAGUGGUAUGAGAGAGGGGCCUAAUUGGAGGAGCCUAAUGGGAGGAGGGAAAACUCUCUUUGUUAUUGGUCUAUUAACAUAUUAAAAACAAAAAACUACUUUUUAAGCGAGAAGUAGACAUUGGAAAAUUAAUGAGCACCACAAGGCCUACUCCACCCAUGCUCUACCAAGGUUUUCUAGCACACGGCUUUGACCUACUAGAGUAGCUAUGUUGGUCUAUUGUACUUCAAACAAUGUGUAUGCCGGUUGCUUAGGAUUCAAACCUUCUCAAACAGCCUAACCAGCUUUCAUGGAUAUUUUUAAUAAAUCCAAUUUGUCAUAUGAAUAAAGACUAGCUAAUGUGUCAAAAUUCAGCAUUUUGACAUUUCCCUCUGUGCACCCUCUGUGACUUCUCUGAAGAUUUUAACCAACCUAACCCCAAAAUGUCUCCAUGUUUUCACCAUCAUUGUAAAGACCUAGUUAUGCUGUUGCUUUGACAAAGUACUAUCUGAAGAUUAUUAUUUAUUUCAUGUGAUUGGUGAUUAAUUUUAAGGAAAAAACAACAACCUGUCCCUCAUUUUAAGGUCAACCCUUUUACGUGAACUAAACUCUCAUUUUCAUAUGGUGAAACUGUUCCUUUUUUCCCCAAAAAUAAACAUUUAACAACUAAUAGUCAAAUCUAAAUGUAAAAGCAGGUGAGCUGGUUCUACUCUUUUUGGCAAUGUUCUGGUGUUUUGUGGUGGAAAACUGAGUGGGUCGAGCAUAACACGUCAACCCUCUUACCCAUAGAUAGAUAGGCUAGAAAUGUUUGAACAUAAAAAAAAAAUGUGUGAAGAUUGUGUAGGACAUGGGGAUGUGUUAAACGUACUCCUCAGCCUGAAGUGUCCCCACUUGUGCCAGCGAAUAGCUAGCUUUUCACAUGGCGCCGACUGCUAAGAUGCUUCAGGAGGGCUGUCAUAUGUGAUAGCAAGGCAGAGGUCCAGAGUUUGCGCUAGGUAUUGGCCGAAUCGGGAGGAAGUUGUACUUGCUAAGCAAGCAGUGUGACACCCUUCACACUUGCAUUCAAUUGCCACUCCCUGUUGCACACAACAAGCUUUCUAUGGAAAGAUUAGACUUUCAGGAACACGAUGCUGCUCUCCGUUUUGCUUGGAACUCCUCUGAAGUCGGUACAGCAUAUCUGCCAACUUCUGUCUGUAGCGUCCGAACAGUUUGGGCCACACACUAAUAUGAUGGGGAGCGUCGCUGCACAGCUAUUUGCAGGUCUCUCCAGAGAUGUUCGAUCGUGUUCAAGUCCGGGCUCUGGCUGGGCCACUCAAGGACAUUCAGAGACUUGUCCCGAAGCCACUCCUGUAUUGUCUUGGCUGUGUGCUUAGGGUCGUUAUCCUGUUGGAAGGUGAACCUUCGCCCCAGUCUGAGGUCCUGACCACUCUGGAGCAGAUUUUUAUCAAGGAUCUCUCUGUACUUUGCUCCGUUCAUCUUUCCCUCGAUCGUGACUAGUCUCCCUGCUGCUGAAAAACAUCCCCACAGCAUGAUGCUGCCACCACCAUGCUUCACCGUAGGGAUCGUGACAGGUUUCCUCCAGACGUGACGCUUGGCAUUCAGGCCAAAGAGUUCAAUCUUGGUUUCAUCAGACCAGACAAUCUUGUUUCUCAUGGUCUGAGAGUCUUUAGGUGCCUUUUGGCAAACUCCAAGUGGGCUGUCAUGUGCCUUUUAUUGAGGAGUGGCUUCCGUCUGGCCACUCUACCAUAAAAGCCUGAUUGGUGGAGAGCUGCAGAGAUGGUUGUCCUUCUGGAAGGUUCUCCCAUCUCCACAGAGGAACUCUGGAGCUCUGUCAGAGUGACCAUCGGGUUCUUGGUCACCUCCCUGACCAAGGCCCUUCUCCCCUGAUUGCUCAGUUUGGCCUGGUGGCCAUCUUAUUUAAUUCGGCUAACUUUCUAUUAAAAUGUAUUGUAGUGAGAUAAUUUCUUUCUUUCGGGAAUAUGAAUACAGAGUAUGUCCACUUCACCAUCGGACCAUUUUAUUGGUAAACUACAUGGUAAUGUAUGUUGCAAGUUCGCUAGCAACAGCUCAAGUCAAGACAGAUAGAAAGGGAGGCAGACAGGCGGAGUAGAGGGUUGAAUGUGAUCAAAAGAACCCACAUUUUCAUCAGGAUAUUUUCUGCUGUUUUUAUUUGUCUGCUAUUUUACUUAGUUGACAUGGAAAUUAUAGGCCUACUGCUGCAUUGGCCUGUAGGCCAUCUCUGAGUUCUAUAUAAACCCUAUUCAGAUGGGAUUCGUUUUACUGGGGGAGGUCGGGCACAAAACACAACGUCUUGUCAAUUUAGUCCCGUUCGAAUCGUUUAGAGAGAAAUGUCGGAGUUUGAAAGAUGCUGCUCGCGGUUUGAGCAUGAAAACAAUAACUGAUUCAAUAAAUUGAAGGAAGUGCUGCCCAUAGCCUAUAUAUGAAGGGCCUACAUGUAUACACUUUUACAGUGAAUGCUUUUGUUUAUAUGUUAUGUGCGAAGGAAUUGAACAUCGCCAAAUGCAUCAUGAUAAAAUAUUUCGCCUAUUUAAUGCAACCUUUGCUGUUAAUAGAUCGCAAAGCAGCAUACAGUACAACUGAGCUAAACGUUUUGAAAUGACAAGUUCACUUUCUCAUUCAUAGCCUAAAAACGCAUAUCAAGUGCAAGUGCGCUGUUUAGCUCACAUCUCAAGGCUGGGGGCAUUUAGGAUGUCUUUACUGCGAAUCGCUAAAAUAUCCUAAUGAUUAUGAUCACACUUCCUCAUUUCAAAUAUUAUGAAGACACUAUACCAAAGAUGGUUUGGUAUAGUUUAGAGAAAGUCGAGUUAUCAGUGUAGCCUGUUGUCGCCCGGACAAAAAUAAAUAAAGAAUUAGAGGGGGCAGUUUGGAAAAAACUAAUCCCGUCAGAAUCGUCUUCUGGAAUAACGGACAUUCUUGGGCAAUAAAUACAUAACCAACGUUCUCUAGCAAUACUAGUCCCAUGCGAAUAGGGUUCAAGCGCUCAUUUCUUUAGCCGCCAAUGGACCACAGUGUUUCAAUGUGUCCAUAUGGCAGAGGCUCGUUCCCUCGCCUAAGUUUAAUUUUAACUUUUAGAUUUUUACGUUUUAAAUAAAAAAAUGUAUUAUUAACCACAUGACAAUAAUUUUGAGAAACGAAAACGUUAUUAUUGAAAUGAAACUGUUCCACGAAAAUGGGCAUAUAAAAAUAAUAAUAACUGUCACGCAGAUCGGUAGAAAUGGUAGGAUAAAUUGUAAGCUUCCCAAACUUGAAACUCACGAGCUGCAUAUGAUCUUUACUAUAACGCCCAUAAAAAUAGUGUGAACUUGCAAGCGCGUGCACACAGGAGGUCCCGUGAAAAAACGUGCCCGCCUAUGGAAAUCAAAGGCCAGUCUAACGGAUUCGUUCUGGCGCCGGCCCUGGUUUACUUUAGAUAUUGGUUUUAGCGCACAAACCAUUUGUUUGUUGCGCCGUGUAUAUUUAGGCUACUAUUUCUUAUCAUGCCUGUUGUCAUUAAAUGGUACCAAUACAAAGUGCACAUGUUUUGAUAAUUAGUUUGCCCUUUCUACAUUAAGACAUUUUCUUCUUUGCUCUGGUAGGGGGUGUGUCAACCAGAGCAGCGUUCGGGGGAGCGCCAAUUAUCCUGUGUGUUUGAGUGAUGCAAUGUUGCUAAAUUCCAAGGAGGAGAGAAAUGCGUACCCGGUAUAUUGCUGCUUAAUGCAGGGUUCUACACUAAUAAUUGCAGUGUGUAUGCAUUUAGGAAUAUAUUGAUAUGUGCCUUUAUAUAUUGUAUGCCUUUAUUUAUGACCAUUCAUUUCUGAUUGGUUAAUAAUGGUAUCUUCCAAAGUGAGGGCUUGAGGGAAAGGUAUUUAACCUCUGUCACUCUUGUUGUGGCCAGACCGAGUCUUUCUCUUCCGCCACAACCGUGACCUAUCUAAGCAAUAAGAAAUGGAUUUUAAAAAACGGAGCUUUCCUACCAAGAUCAAGUUACUACUAAUGGCCAGACAGGAGACAGGGCAAGGUUGGCAUGCUGCCAUUCACAGGCAUGAUUGAGGAUUGGAUAUUUUGAACUCUACUAUUAUUUGAUUUAUUCUCAGUUAUCACCAGUUUAUGUUACUUGUCCAUUCAACGUCCUGUUAUUUUUGUUGUACAUAUUUUAUACAUAGUAUACAGUUUUAUUUUCACCUGUAAAUAAACACCCUCAUCUUGAGUUUUACACCACUACCAUCUUGUCUCCUUCAUUCUUGUAAUUUAGCAGACACUCUUAUCCAGAGCGAUUUACAGGAACAAUUAGGGUUAAGGGCCUUGCUCAAGGGCACAUCGAAAUAUUUUUCACCUAGUUGGCUCAGGGAUUUGAACCAACAACCUUUCGCUCCUAACCGCUAGGCUACCUGCCUAGACCCAUUACCCAGUCCAUAGACUCAUAAAGGCCUCUGUGGAUUAUUAGAGAUUAAAGGACCGAGUUUGGGAAACCCUGACUGAGACAGUUUUAGCAAAAAUCUUGCAUGAUACAUUUAGUUUUGCUAAACAGCUGUUUUUGAUUAUUUUUGACAAUUUAAAUGGAAAACUAUUACAGUAAGGUACUUAAGUGUUACUCAGAAAUGAUUUGAUAUUAAGAUGAAAAUGGCUUUAUGUGGAGGGAACAGUGGAGCGGGGUUUGAACCAGGAUCCCUGCACUUAGGCCUAUUGGUAAGAGCACAUGUGCCAUAAAGAUCCAGAGCUCUUGAAUGUCCAGGCCUCUUGAUAGGGCCGUAUUGCCCUUAUGCAGGGAGGCAACAGUACACUCACCAGUGUGAAGUGGCCAGGGAAAGGAACCUCGAUGGCUCUGUGAUAAUUCUAUAAGUAGAAAUAUGAAGUAAAAAAAAAAAAUCCAUAUAUUUCCCUCUCAUCUCCCUCAUGAUGGAAUUAUUAAAAUGACACGCACACAUCACACGCUGUCACCCGGCGGGGCAGCCACGCAGCGCAAACCUUCAUUUCUCAUUUUCUCUCCUUGGUCCCCCUUUCUCCCAGGCAAUCUGUCUUCCUGACGGGCGCGGUCCCCCCGCUAAGUGCCCACGGGCGCGACAGACAGCCGCCGGUGACUGGAGCACUCUGGGGUUGUCACGCGCUGAUGGCGAAGUUUCCCCCGCUACACCGGGAGCGAGUGGAUUCAUCUUCAUCUGCCUCUCAGUGA
Molecule: messenger RNA, 17194 nt
Organism: Coregonus sp. 'balchen'
Lineage: Eukaryota; Metazoa; Chordata; Actinopteri; Salmoniformes; Salmonidae
Source: the annotation of a GenBank genome assembly